Orycteropus afer afer is the source of this 438-nucleotide messenger RNA. RefSeq names its product RecQ mediated genome instability 2 (gene RMI2). The transcript is spliced from 2 exons. NCBI's taxonomy places the organism in Eukaryota, Metazoa, Chordata, Mammalia, Tubulidentata, Orycteropodidae. Gene Ontology annotation, cellular component: nuclear speck; cytosol. The record is from RefSeq and is a predicted model, not a curated record. Gene Ontology annotation, biological process: negative regulation of double-strand break repair via homologous recombination; regulation of sister chromatid segregation; maintenance of rDNA. The coding region runs from base 1 to 438 and encodes 145 amino acids.
AUGGCUGCAGAGUCCUCUUCGCCCUCCAGCGGCCCAGCGGGCGUGAGGCUGCCGCGGGCACCGCCGCUCAAGGUGCUGGCGGAGCAGCUACGGCGCGACACAGAAGGCGUCCCGGGCGCGUGGCGGCUGUCGCGGGCGGGCCGCGGGCCGCUGGAGCUGGCGGCCGUUUGGAUGCAGGGCACAGUGAUGGCGGCAGACGGCGGUGAGGCGCGGCUGCGGGACCCGAGCGGGGCCUUCGCGGUGCGCGGCCUGGAGCGAGUGCCGCGCGGGCGGCCCUGCCUCGCCCCAGGAAAGUACGUGAUGGUUAUGGGCGUGGUUCAGGCGUGCAGCCCUGAGCCGUGCCUUCAAGCUGUGAAGAUGACCGAUCUGUCGGAUAACCCCGUCCAUGAAAGCAUGUGGGAACUGGAAGUGGAAGAUUUACACAGGCAUAUUCCUUAG